AUAUUUGCAAUUUGCACAGUUUUUGUACUGGCUAAUUAUUCGAAUGAGACUAUUUAUUAGCCAGAUUCUAUGUCACUACGAUGUUACAAUAGGUUAAGAAUAUUUCAGUAAUUAGUUAAGCAGAUUGAAAGCAAGUCACGUGAUAAUACGGGCAUUGCUUCAGACAAGCCAGUCGUGUCUCUGCACGUCAUCAGGCACUACAUCGAGCAUGAAGAUUUUAGCGUUGACGGCAGCAAGUUUCGUCUCUACGGGUGCUGUGGUGGGCUACGCCUUCUACCGCAACCAACAGUUUUAUCCAGCAAUGGUCUAUCUCGUCAAAUCGAACCCCAGCAUGGCCGUUUUGUAUGCUCAAGCGUUUGUGUUUGUUAUGCUACUGGCUAAGAUUCUACGUAAAGUUUUUUUCGGGCAGCUGAGAGCUGCAGAAACGGAGCAUCUGAUGGAAAGGUCUUGGUAUGCUGUCACGGAAACGUGUCUAGCGUUCACUGUCUUCCGGGAAGACUUUAGUUUCUGGUUCGUCGCAAUGUUUACUCUGCUUCUUUUCCUGAAGGGAUUUCAUUGGCUGACAGAAGACAGAAUUGAUUACAUGGAGAGGAGUCCAGUCAUUACUUGGUUGUUCCAUGUCAGAGCAACUACACUCCUACUGCUUCUUGGAACAAUCGAUUCAUUGUUCAUUCACCAUGCUUAUCAUGUCAUCACAACUCAGGGUGUCUCAGUUCAGAUAGUCUUUGGGUUUGAAUAUGCAAUCCUUCUCACAUUAGCUGUCAAUGCCAUGGCAAAGUACGUUCUCCACACCAUUGAUCUGCAGAGUGAAAACCCUUGGGAGAACAAGGCUGUUUACAUGCUCUACCUUGACUUUUUUCUAGGAUUUGUGAGGGUUAUUUUGUAUACUGCGUUUAUGGUGAUUAUGAUUAAAGUACAUACGUUUCCUUUGUUCUCGAUACGACCGAUGUACAUGACAAUCAGGGCGUUCAGAAAGUCUCUGAGCGAUGUGAGGUUAUCACGACGAGCUAUAGCUAACAUGAAUACUUUGUAUCCUGACGCUACAGCAGAAGAAUUGGCGCAGAGCGAUGUGUGUAUUAUAUGCCGGGAAGAGAUGGCCGGUGAAGGAUGCAAGAAGUUGCCGUGCACUCACAUCUUUCAUGCCAGCUGCUUGCGUUCGUGGUUCCAACGCCAGCAGACGUGUCCGACGUGCCGCAUGGACAUACUGAGUCCGCCCGUAGCAGCUCAAGCGGCUGCGGACGCAGUGAGAGUGAGACAGGACAGACUCCAGCAACAGGCAAGACAAGAUCGACGUGAACAGCAGUCUCAGCCACCUGCCGCACCACGUCAGCAACCAGCUGCACCACCGGCUCCUGCUGGUCCGAUGCCUCAACCACCGUUUGGUCUAUGGCAGCUACAUCAGCCUCCUUUCUUUCCUCCUGGGAUGCCUGCAGCCAAUGCUGUUCCUCGACCUGAAAAUAUUGAGCAACAGGGGCAGUUGGCUACAGGUGGACAACAACAACAGCAACAAGACCAACCUGCAGCGAUAUUGACAGAUGGAACAACCGCAACGACGGAGCCUCGUGCGGCAGCUUCAGUCGAAGAAGUUGCAUCAGCUACAAACGAGCAGCCUCCACAAAUGCCAGGACAGUUUUCCAUGCCAGGUAUGGCUGCCGCGAUGCCACCUUUUAUGCCGCCACCGUUCAUGUUCUCACCGCCAAUGUUUGGCUUUCCUCCUAUGCCAGGGGGAUUUCCUCCGUUUCCUAAUUUGAACGUCCCGCUCGGUAGUCUGAGUGAUGAACAACUGCGGGAGUUGGAGGGACGAGAGCGAGCAAACGUGGAGGCUCGUGUCGCCCUGUUACGCAACGUUCACUCGCUACUCGAUACAGCGAUUACGCAGUUGCAUCAAUACAGUCAAGCCGCUGCUGUGAACACCGGACUCUCUCCGCCCGUUCCCCCGUCGUUUACGAGGGCGUCGGCAGAUGAAGAACAAGCUGUGUACGUUUCUGCUUCCGUGGAGGAGACGAGUGAGACGGAUGUAGGCAGGGAGUACGUUUCGACGGACACGCACGUUCUCGGGGAUCAAGACCUACGGCAACGACGUCUGUCACGCUUUGAUUCGAGUCCUGCGACAGUGGAGAGACAGACUAGUAGCAUACCGGAUGAGACACGCGAAGAUGAUGAGUCUGGUUAGUGUGGAUAGUGAAUGAUGGCAAGUC
Molecule: messenger RNA, 2198 nt
Organism: Corticium candelabrum
Lineage: Eukaryota; Metazoa; Porifera; Homoscleromorpha; Homosclerophorida; Plakinidae
Product: E3 ubiquitin-protein ligase synoviolin B-like
Exons: 13
Coding region: 209-2173 (654 amino acids)
Source: RefSeq, a predicted model, not a curated record